Molecule: messenger RNA, 1177 nt
Organism: Lolium perenne
Lineage: Eukaryota; Viridiplantae; Streptophyta; Magnoliopsida; Poales; Poaceae
Source: RefSeq, a predicted model, not a curated record
UUUAGAACAGUGGAAGAGGACAUGUACCGAACUGAUUAAGCAUUUUUCAUUUUUAUGUAGACAAGAGUGAUGGCAAUCCACCUCAACAGUGAUGGGGAGUUUGCGGGACUGUUCUAUGUUGGGGCAGCCAAAUUCAUCGAGCCGCUGCAAGUAUUUGUGGCCGGUGAUAUAGUAGGAUUUAUCCAUGUUUAUUCUUACGAAAAAGUGGAGAAGCUGCAGAAGUUUAGAGCUCACGCGAAUAACGUCACGUCACUGGCGGUUCACCCCAGUGAGCCAUUAGUGCUCUCGGCAUCUCGGGACAAACUGAUCAAACUUUGGAACUGGGAGGCUGGCUGGCAGUGCAUACGGACAUUCCAAGGACACUCGGACAUUGUGUGGCAAGUCAAGUUCAACCCGCGGACUGCGGGAAACACUUUUGCUAGUUGCUCAGAAGACUCCACGAUAAAGAUCUGGAACAUGGAUUCUCCUACUCCCGUCGCCUCAUUCGAGUGCAGUCAAGAAUUUGCUUUUGGUCUUGAUUAUUUCUGCCCGGGUGGGGCUUUGCAGUAUUUGGUUACAUGCAGUGCGUGUGACGGGAGUGCAGAGAUCUGGGAUUUGCAAUCAAAUACAUGUAUUGAACUUGUCAACGGAUUACAAGAAUAUGGCUGUAAUAUUGCUGUGGUUGAAGGUCCCUCAGAUCGUCCGAUUCUACUUACAGUGUCAGCGGACCACACUGUUGCUUUUUGUAACUCAACAACUCACAGGUAUGAGAACAGGGUUAACUUUAAUUUGGGACUUGUCAUGGACUUUGCAUACAUUACCAUGACAAAAAGCAUUGCCGUCCUAUGUGACAAGGGAAUUGCAAUCAUGGAAAUCGAUUGAUCUUCCACAAAGAUCCAGUUUCUAGCGAAGGUGACGGCUGUGGCUUUUGACGUUUACUCGGUACAGUACGCUCUGUAUGAUGACAAUCCUGGUUGAUCUUGAUGGAUCGUUUUGUAUCUGUCACCACGUACAUUUUUGAAGCGCCCAUUGUACUUUUAGCAGAUACCAUCAUCUUCGAAAUAAAGGAGCCGAGAAAUGUUUACAACAAAUUGGUGCGAGGCGUCAACAUGUAUCUCGCGUCGUUCGUGUUAACAUGUAUCUCGCGACCGUCGCAAAAGGCGAACGGAAACACUGACCAACCAUCUGUGACGUUUCA